Molecule: messenger RNA, 624 nt
Organism: Triticum turgidum subsp. durum (durum wheat)
Lineage: Eukaryota; Viridiplantae; Streptophyta; Magnoliopsida; Poales; Poaceae
Source: the annotation of a GenBank genome assembly
AUGAGGCAGGCGAGCAGGUUCAAGAGGAUGUGCGUCUUCUGCGGCAGCAGCCAGGGCAACAAGAGCAGCUACCACGCCGCCGCCAUCGACCUCGCCAACCAGCUCGUACGCGGGGCCAUCGACCUGGUGUACGGCGGCGGCAGCAUCGGGCUGAUGGGGCUCGUCUCUCAGGCCGUCUACCACGGCGGCAGGCACGUCAUCGGGGUCAUUCCCAAGACUCUGAUGACCCCCGAGAUCGUCGGGGAGAUGGUGGGGGAGGUGAGGCCGGUGGGCGACAUGCACCAGCGCAAGGCCCAGAUGGCCAGCCUCUCCGACGCCUUCAUAGCCCUGCCCGGUGGGUACGGGACGCUGGAGGAGCUGCUGGAGGUGAUCACCUGGGCGCAGCUAGGGAUCCAUCACAAGCCGGUCGGCCUGCUGAACGUGGAGGGGUACUACGACUCGCUGCUCACCUUCAUCGACCAGGCCGUAGAGGAGGGCUUCAUCAACCCCGCAGCCCGCCGCAUCAUCGUCUCCGCCCCCACCGCCCACCAGCUCAUGGACAAACUGGAGGUGGGCGAGUACAUUCCUUACUACGAAAUGGUCGCGGCCGGGCUGGACUGGGAGGCGGAUCGCCUAGACUUCUGA